AUGAAAAUCAAAUGGACAUGCAAUUGCUGUAAGGAAAGAAACCAUUAUAAUGGGAAUGAUGCCCAACAGUAUGGUAUUGAUUUUUCAAGGUUAAAUCUGUGCAGAAAAUGCCAUAAAAUUAGUUGUGAUUCCUGCCAGUUAUUUCAAGAUUAUGAAAAAUUCUGUCCUUAUUGUUGCAGGAAUAAUAAGGUUCCAGAUUGUGCUGACGGUAGCAGAUUAUCAUUUGAGGAACGUUAUUGUCAGGAAAUAUGUUAUGACGAAUAUUGUACCAAUGGCUGUUUCCAAUGUCCCAAGUGUAAUAAUUCCUUGGCUUUGUCAUUAUGUAAAAAUGAACGUUUGAAGGAUCCAAAUGGAAAAACGAUAAGUUUUCAAUGUUAUUGUUGCUCUUGGUCAUGGUCAACUGAACUGCCAGGUAAUGUGAAGUUGUUAUCUAAACAUAUUUUUUCUUUACACUUAAACUUGGAUCCUAAGUUUCAAAGAUUUAAACAACUGUCUAAUAUUUAUCUAAACGAUAGCUCAGAUUGCAGUAAUAAUGAUCCAUCAUAUUCCGUAAAAGACAUCUAUUUGAAGCAAGGAGAUUUACAAUCUGCUAGAGGGUUAUUGGACAUAAUUAACAACAAAAAAGAGACUUCUUUUAAUACUUCUUCUACUGUCUUAUUAAACGAUCAAUUUCCUCAUCAAAACCUUUAUGACGAUACCAACACUUCUUUACCAGAACUUUCAAAGUUAGUAAUGAAGUUUGAAUAUAAAUGUCCUCAUUGUGAAGAAACUAUACUUAAACCAUCUUCAGAGCUCUACUCAAGUGAUAAUACUUAUGAAUCAUUUGCAUUUACACAAUUGCCAACAAUAGAAGUAAGUGCUAUUAAAGAUCUGAAGCAAGACUUAGUGUUGAUAAUGAAAAAUAUUGAAGAUAAUCUUAAUGAUUUCGUUCAAGCAGAAAUUAUUACUAGUGAUAACAUUCAAUUAUCUCAAAAUAAAUUUAUUUUCAUGAAGUCCACUGGUGACAAAUUGCAAGAUAAAAGUAAAUAUUAUGCUGAAUUAAUGAGCUACCUAGAAGGACUACCGUCGUUCGAUUUGAACCUUUGUGACAAUGUCAAUAACAAAUUUGUUCGCAUAGAGAAGCAAAGAAGAUUAGCCAAAAACAAUAACAUAGCAGUCAUGAAUAAUGCCAAUUCUCCUAUGAAUUAUAAAGAAGAAUCAGAUCGAUAUAUUGUAAGUCCAAUAAAAAUAUUGACAGAAACUGCAUUAAAUAAAUUACUUGUAAAAUAUAAAUUCAAAACUUAUGAAGUUUCACUAGAAUGCAUACUAAAAUGA
Messenger RNA from Tetrapisispora phaffii CBS 4417, 1314 nucleotides. RefSeq lists its product as uncharacterized. The transcript has a single exon. NCBI's taxonomy places the organism in Eukaryota, Fungi, Ascomycota, Saccharomycetes, Saccharomycetales, Saccharomycetaceae. The record is from RefSeq and is a predicted model, not a curated record. Bases 1 to 1314 code for a protein of 437 amino acids.